AUGCGGAAAGAGAGCGUACUAGAUCUUACUUUUGCAACCAAUAAUAUAGCUGCUAGUAUCCAGGACUGGCAGACUAUACCUAAAGUAGGAUCUGAUCACCACGCAAUACUAUUUAGUACCUAUACUACUAGCCAGCUACCUAGUCAGCUGCCUAGCCAGCUGCCUAGCCAGCCAAAACAGUAUAAUACUAAACGAACGGACUGGACGAUUUUCAAGGAGACGCUAGGACAGGAGAUCAAAGCCCUAGAUCUAGAAAAGCGACUGUCGACACUACCUCCUUAUUCAAACUACACCUCAAGAAAGCUUAUUCUAGGACAAAAUAUCGCGCUAGAAACUAAGCUAGAUAAGCUAGGAGAAGAUCUUACGAAGGCUAUACAGAGCGCACUAGAAAAGUCAACUCCACUAGUCAACCUAAAGCCAAAGACAAAGCCCUGGUGGACUAGCGAGCUAGAUAGCCGUAGGAGAGAACUAAGUAGAGCCUAUAGAGCCUACAAGAAGGAGGUAGAAAAGGAAAAUAAUAGCUCUCUCUACCAGUGGAAAAGAGAGUAUCUACGUACGAAAAAUGGAUACUUAAAAGCUAUUCAACGAGCUAAGCAAAGCCACUGGGAG
Molecule: messenger RNA, 609 nt
Organism: Bipolaris maydis ATCC 48331
Lineage: Eukaryota; Fungi; Ascomycota; Dothideomycetes; Pleosporales; Pleosporaceae
Source: RefSeq, a predicted model, not a curated record